AUGUCGUCGUCAUCCUGGGCCGGAUACGGUCCGUCGACCUCUACGCAAGGCCCGUCAACCAUCGCCCCGGUCCUGUCAAGAGGAGGGUCCGCGGAAAGACAGAAGAAGCCGCAGACGAGACAGUUACUGUCUUGCACGAAAUGUCGAGAGAGGAAGGUCAAAUGCGACCGCACGAAACCAUGUUCUGCAUGUUGUGCAAGAGGUCAUCCGAAAGAAUGCGAGUUCGUCGUCGGAGAAGGGAAUGAUUACAGUCCCAUUCAGCAAUCCUACGAGAUUCGCAAACUUCGCAACGAAAAUCAGAGAUUGCGACAGAGAUUGCAAGAGUCUCGCCUGUCACAGUCGGGCGAGGAGGACGAAGAUGAUGGCUCGCCGGAUCAAAAGACGUCGAAGUCGAUGUCGAGAACAGCGACAAGACAACGACGCUUCAAGACGGGAGAAAGAGUUGACAACCUCUACUUCGGAACGCCUGGUUUGGCGACCGUCGUUGCCGAUUUCGCCAACCUCCAAUUCGGCUCCCAAUCCCUCACCCACACCGUCCCUCGCGGCCGCGACAUGUACGCCGCACCCGACGGCUCCGCCAUGUAUCCCUUCCCGAUAAUCUGGCACGGCGGCAACUCGGCCAUCGAAAUGCGCCGCGCGCAGUCGUGUUACUUCCCGCAUACACCAGAUGAAGUGACGCGGAGAGAGGUGGAGAGGUUUCUGGACGAUAAGGAGAGGAACGCGGAACAGUAUCCAGAUAUGUUGGCGUUGAUCUUUGCGACUAUGGCGACGGGGAUGCAGAUGGGAGUUUAUGAUCGGUGUGGUGGGGAGUGGGUGGUCGGGGCGGUGGAGGAGAGUCGGCGGAAGAGCGACGUUUAUCUCGCCGCCUCGAUGCAAGCGCUCCGACUCGCUUCGUUCAUGAACACCCCAACUCUGCUUUCGAUUCAAACACUCAUCAUGAUCGGACCCUACCUCACCAACUCCGGCCGCUUCCUCGACGCCUGGACACUGUUUGGUACCACGAUUCGCAUGGCACACUCGAUCGGUCUCCAUCGCGAUCCGAAAUUUCUCGACCCGGCUCCUCCGCUCCGUGAGAGCAUGAUUCGACGAACACUAUGGUGGUGGAUGUUACACAUGGAUCAGCAGUACUCUGUUACUCUCGGUCGACCAUUGGGCAUCUCAGGUGUCGGUGAUUGCCCGCCUCCAGAGCCGUUGACGACGAAUCAGACCGUGCUGCGUCUGGGCGACUUCAUCGAUCGCUUCACGAUCCUGGCGAGACAGAUCUUGAGUAGCGAUGGCUUAAUGAAUGUGGGAAAGAUUGACGAGUUCACGGAUAAACUGCUUGGACAGUGGGACACCAUGCCGGAGGCGUUGCAAUUCAACGAGAGCUGGCUGAGGGACGAGACACCAUUACCAGACUGGCCGUUGGAGGUCAUGUCAGCCAGUGAGUAUCUCUGCUGCGUGACCGAGAUGUCUUUGGCUAACUUCACUUCAGCUCUCUUCGCCAAAGUCCAGUCUUUCCUGAUACUCCUCAACCGACAACGAGUGGAACGCACACAAGGCAUGUCGGGCGACCACUCUCCUCCUUCACACAUGGCACCACCGCCUCGUCCGCACCAGACCAUGCCUCAAUCGAAUAUCUGGCCUCCUUCCGACCAGCCUCUUCACGCCGCUCCCGUACGUGGCCGAAGAUUGGUGAUAAACUCCAGCGUCUCACUCCUGCACGCCUUCCUCUUCUUUUGGCGCCGAAAUCCCGCCGUACUUAUCUCCUGGACAAUGGGCCAGCAAGCUUUCAACGCCAGCAUGAUCCUGAUUCUCGACGCAUGGGAGACCGAGAACGAAAACAACGAAUGGCUCGUCAAUCAUGCCUUUGUUGUCUUCACGGAGCUCGAAAGACUUGGAGUACACAAACUUGCCAAACUGGCGGUCAAGCGGAUCUCCGACGGCAUCGCCAUUCUCGUCAAUCGACGACAACAACGCGAACGAGAUUCUGCCGCUUCCCAAUUCGCUGCCUCUUCUGGCCAGGCCGAUCAAUACUACACUUCAUCCUCGUCGACCUCACCCUUCCUUCCUCUCCUUCCGAUCGACACAGCUUCCAUGACCGAUUUCUCCGGCGACGCAGUCAUGGGAAACAACACAGGCAUGUUCCUCCUCGAAGAUCCUGGCCUACAAUCCUACACCCACCCUUCCUUCGAACCUCUCGGCUGGAACAUGGCCGGCGGAUCAAGCGCGCCUCCCUCAAAUACCACAACAUGCUCCUCCUAUGUUCCAGGCAACACAUCAUUCGACUACACCUACAACAACUCUUCAUACCCACACUACUCUCCGCCCAACCCCUCGAUCCCUUCACCCAUCAUCCCAGUCAGUCAAGUCACAGCCCAGCCCUUCCCCGCCGUCUCCUCUCCUUUCCACCCACACGGUCUACAAUCCUCCGCCUUCCCACUACCAAUCCCACCGCUACCGACAUCGAACCACAACACCCAUCGAAUCUCAACCCAUCGCAAUCGGACCGCCGCCCGAACAGCGCAUUCGCACUCCACCGCUGCGGCAGUCGCAGCAUUAGCAGGUUUUACGCCGAUCAAUAGUGGCAAUUCGCCACCUGAAGGAGGAAGGAGGAGGGUGAGGACAAGUCCGCAGGAGGUAGGGAGGGGAUUCGCGAGGAGACAAGCGGUGGGGAAGAGUACGGGAGGCGUCGCUGGUGGGAGUGGAGGAGGACAUCGAUUGGAUCGGCCGCCGAGGUCGGCGCAGAGGAGGAAAUGA
Molecule: messenger RNA, 2739 nt
Organism: Zymoseptoria tritici IPO323
Lineage: Eukaryota; Fungi; Ascomycota; Dothideomycetes; Mycosphaerellales; Mycosphaerellaceae
Exons: 5
Coding region: 1-2739 (912 amino acids)
Biological process (GO): regulation of DNA-templated transcription; DNA-templated transcription
Molecular function (GO): DNA-binding transcription factor activity, RNA polymerase II-specific; DNA binding; zinc ion binding
Source: RefSeq, a predicted model, not a curated record